AUGGAUCGCGGGCAAAUACUUUUACCGAUCAUUCAAAAUGGCCGAGCACGCCCUAUCUUUAUCUUUUCCAAUCUCUACCCUCUUAUCCUCUUCUCUAUUUUCCUGCGACCAUCAAAAAACCUCCGACCAUUUCUCCCCUGCAUCUCGUCGGACCUCACAGAGGACCACCGUCGUCGUCCCACGCAACGUCGCACACACCAUUGUCGUAGCAGGACAUCGUCGCACGCACCGUUAACACCACCGAUCCCUUCUCCUCCCCCACGCCUUGAUCUGCCUCCCUCUGCCAGUGACGACGUCGUCACCAGCUUGCCGGUCACUGUCCUAGUUAGCCUCGUCAAACUUGUCGACAACAACAUCGGGUGAAGCAUUGUGAUUUUUAUCGAAUGUCAAACUCAUGAACUGGAUGCUGAGAAGCUGGAAGAUAGAGAGUCGAAUGGAAAAAUGUAUGUAUUUCUAUUGAUUUGCACUCAGGUGAAAUAAGAGCUAUUGUGUAAACAUCGAUGGUCUAAUUUUGAGCCUUUUUUCCUUUGAUGUAAUAUAUAUAUAUUGAACUUUUGAUGUUGUUUGGAUCGAAAUAGUCUACUUUUGAG
Messenger RNA from Lactuca virosa, 590 nucleotides. NCBI's taxonomy places the organism in Eukaryota, Viridiplantae, Streptophyta, Magnoliopsida, Asterales, Asteraceae. The record is from the annotation of a GenBank genome assembly.